This is a messenger RNA of Rasamsonia emersonii CBS 393.64, 1539 nucleotides long. RefSeq names its product Amino-acid permease. Bases 1 to 1539 code for a protein of 512 amino acids. The record is from RefSeq and is a predicted model, not a curated record. NCBI's taxonomy places the organism in Eukaryota, Fungi, Ascomycota, Eurotiomycetes, Eurotiales, Trichocomaceae. Gene Ontology annotation, biological process: transmembrane transport; amino acid transport. Gene Ontology annotation, molecular function: transmembrane transporter activity. Gene Ontology annotation, cellular component: membrane. The transcript has 8 exons.
AUGGAUCUAACGUCAACAUCGCAGUCCACCACGAAGGACAAGCCUGCCAAGAAGAAGGAAGAAGACCCCAAGGCCCCUGUCAAGGGCGCAUCGCGUUCGAGCUCUGCGCCUGCCAUGGCGACGAUUCAGGAUGAUGACGAACGGUUGUUGGCCCGCAUCGGCUAUAAACAAGAAUUGAGACGCGAAUUUUCCAAGUGGUCUACAGUUUCGUAUGCGAUAUCCAUCCUGGGCGUACUCGGGUCCGUCCCGGCGACUUUCGCGUCUCCGUUGGCGGCUGGGGGGCCUGCCACCGCAGUGUGGUGCUGGUUCAUCGGGUCGUGUAUGGCCAUGUGCAUUGGCAGUUCCGUGGCAGAGCUAGUGUCUGCUUAUCCUACCGCUGGAGGCAUGUACUUCGUCACUAAACAUGUCGUGCCCGAGGACCAAGUGGCAAUCUUCGCUUGGGUUCAGGGUUGGUGCAACCUCCUGGGCCAGACAGCUGGAGUAUCAAGUGUCGCGUACACGGUCAGCCAGAUGCUACUGGCGUGCGUCAGUAUGAAUUCAACCUUCAAGGAUGGACAGUAUUCGUACUCGCCGACUGCGCUGGAGACGGUUCUUGUGUCGAUCGGAUUGCUGUGCGUCAUGGGCGUCAUCUGUUCCCUCACGACGAAGAGUCUGCACAGAAUCGUUCUGUGGUUUGCACCCAUCAACAUUCUGGCCUCGAUAGGCAUUUGUGCGGCGAUUUUGCUAUUGACGCCAGAGAAGCAAUCCGCGAAGUGGGUUUUCACCAAUGUGACCGACGGAUCUGGCUGGGGCUCCAAGGUCUUUUCUUUUCUCCUUGGCUUCCUCUCGGUGGCUUGGACGAUGACCGAUUAUGAUGGAACGACACACCCGACCGGUAUGCCAGCGGCACAGAUCUUUCUCAAUGCCGGUGGCCGAAAAGGAGGAACCAUCAUGUGGUUCUUUGUCAUUCUCGUUCAGUUCUUUACCGGUUGCUCUGCCAUGUUGGCAGACACGAGAAUGGCCUAUGCCUUUGCCCGUGAUGAGGCACUCCCGUUUUCCAACGUCCUUGCCAAAGUGAACCAAUACACGCAUACCCCGGUCAACGCCGUGUGGUUCGUGGUGUUCUUCAGUAUCUGUCUAAAUUGCAUCGCCAUCGGAUCGACCGAGACGGCCACAGCGAUUUUCAACAUCACAGCGCCGGCGCUUGAUGUGUCGUACAUCUCGGUGAUUCUGGCCCAUCAGCUCUACAAGCACCGCGUGAGAUUCAUCGAGGGGCCAUUCACGCUGGGGAGAUGGGGGACGCCGAUCAACAUUAUUUCUAUUACCUGGGUCAUCUUCAUCAGCGUCGUUCUCUUCUUCCCUCCAACACAACCGGUGACACCGGCGAACAUGAACUACGCUGUUUGUGUGGCCGCGUUUAUUGCCAUCUUUUCGCUGUCGUGGUGGUGGCUGUCAGCUCGAAGGAAGUAUACUGGUCCUCGCACGAAGGAUCUCAUCGAAGCGAUCAGGACGGAAGACUACGAGGAAAUCUACGACCCACCCAACAAUUUCGAAGUGUGA